AGAUUGUGACGCCACUUUGCUCCCCAGCAGUGUCAGAAUUACCAAGAAAUUCGUUCGUGCUUCGUCUGAGCUGGUUUGUGCUGCUAAUAUGAAUUUGGGACCCACUUCCUACAUAACAUUUCAGUGGAACUUGGAAAAUUUGCGAGAAGCACGUUUCACUUCCGCGGCGUACUGAAACGUGACACUGAUGUUACGGGGAGCCAGGAUUGUACCAUUCGCCUGCAAAUAGCAAUUGCUCCACACUGUGGAUAACUUCGGUUUAAAAUUUUGCGCAGACUUUAAGGUUGCGGGAAUGUGAAUCGGACUCUCUAUGUAGAUGGCUAGUUAGCUAACUACCGUGUGAAACUGGCCGGAGAAAAAACUAAAAAUUAACAUGCGGGGCGCUAUUCGUUGAGCUGAAGUACACUAACCACAACCUGCUAAAACAGCCAUCACAUAAAGUUGCCAAAAUGGCUUCGCUCCCGCUAAUCAGAGCUGCGUUUCUUGUGCUGUUUUCCAUAUCGUUGACGUUGGUGUUGGGCUUUGGGCUACCCUCUGCUUUGAACUUUAUCGCAAGGUGCUUGGGGCUUCCUGAGGCCAGCGUGACCGAAUGCAUAGUGGUGGUGUAUUUGUUCUUCGUGUUUUACGUCGUGCUGCCCCCAAUUCCCAGGGGAUCCGUGAAGACAGAGGGAAAGGCAGUGUUCAUUACAGGCUGCGACACUGGGUUUGGGUUUGCCUUGGCAAAGCACCUCCAUAAACUGGGCUUUACUGUGUUCGCUGGAUGUCUUCUUAAGGAUAAGGGUGGAGAUGGGUCCAGGGAGCUGGAGGAGCUGCACUCAGAGCGGAUGAAGGUGGUCCAGCUGGACGUGUGCAGCGAAGAGCAGGUGACCCGGGCCGUGGAGUUUGUCCGAGCAAACCUGGAGGACCCAGAGAAAGGUCUGUGGGCCUUGGUGAACAAUGCGGGAGUGUCCACCUUCGGGGAGGUGGAGUUCACCAGCAUGGAGACAUACAAGCAAAUGUCAGAGGUCAACCUGUGGGGCACCAUCCGGGUCACCAAAGCCCUGCUGCCCCUCAUACGAAGGGCGAAAGGUCGGGUGGUCAACCUGGCCAGCAUGUACGGGCGGAUGGGCAACGCCCUCCGAUCACCCUACUGCGUCUCCAAGUAUGGCGUGGAGGCCUUCUCCGACUGCCUGCGCUACGAGAUGAAGCCGUGGGGCGUCAAGGUCAUCGUCGUCGAGCCUGGGAACUUCAUCAUGGCCACGGGCAUCCUCACCCGCGACAUCGUGGACGCCACGGCCAGCAAGAUGUGGAGGGAGGCGGACCCCGGGGUGCAGGAGGAUUAUGGGAAGGCCCGCUUCGAGCAGCGAGUGGCUGUGGUGCGCUCCUACUGUGGCAGUGGGCUGAAGGACAUGGCCCCCGUCCUGAACGACAUCACGGAUGCCAUCCGCUCCUGCCACCCGUUCACCCGCUACAACCCCAUGGAGGUGCACUGGUGGAUCCGCAUGCAGGCCAUGACCCACCUGCCGGCCGCCAUCUCCGAUUGGCUGUAUUUCUGAUGGAACGCCUGGUCGGCUGAUGUCGUGGAAAGCCACAGAAACACUUUCUACUGUCCACAAUUAAUGCAGUAAUUGUCAUUUCAUUUUACCUACUGCCUUUGCCUAAAUACUGUCAUGGUCUUCACAAUGGGACACUUAAAUGAACACAGGUUACAGCGGGGAAAAUAAGUAUUGAGUGCAUCAACAUUUCUCUCAGUAAAUGUAUUUCUGAUGGGGCUAUUGACCUGAAAUUUUCACCAGAUGUCGGUAACAACCCAAGUAAUGCACACAUACAAAGAAAUCAAAACGUAUACGUCCAUAAAUUAUGUGUAAUAAAGUGAAAUGACACAGGGAAUAAGUAUUGAACACAUGAAGAAAAGGAUGCGCACAAAGGCAUGGAAAGCCAAGAAACCAGCUGAAAUCUGUCAGUAUUUAGAAAGCAAUCCUGCCCCCCUAAUUAAUAUCAGCUGGUUUAGUUCUAAUUGAUGGCCUAUAAAAAGGUUUCUCAUGACCAGGUGUCACACAAGAAGCAUCUUGUGGUGGAUAAAAGUAAAGAGCUCUCUCAAGACCUUUGCAACGUUAUUGUUGCAAAACAUACUAAUGGCAUUGGUUACAGACGUAUUUCUAAACUUCUGAAUGUUCCAGUGAGCACCGUUGGGGGCCAUUACUGGAAGUGGAAAGAACAUUAUUUCAACAUAAACCGGUGACAACCAGGUGCUCCUCGCAUGAUUUCUGACAGAGGAGUCAAAAGAAUAAUCAGAAGAGUUGUCCAAGAGCCAAGGACCACUUGCGGAGAGCUUCAGAAAAAAACCUGGAAUUAGCAGGUACAGUUGUUUCAUAGAAAACAAUAAGUAAUGGACUCAACCGGCAUGGCCUCUAUGCACGCUCACCGCUCAAGACUCCAUUGCUGAAGAAAAAGCAUGUUGAAGCUCGUUUAAAGUUUCCUGCCCAACAUUUGGACACGCCUAUGAAAUACUGGGAGAAUAUAGUCUGAUCAGAUGAGACCAAAAUUGAACUCUUUGGAUGUCAUAGUACACACCAUGUUUGGAGGAGAAAUGGCACUGCACAUCACCCCAAAAACCAACAGUGAAGUUUGGAGGUGGGAACAUCAUGGUGUGGGGCUGUUUUUCAGCAUAUGGUACUGGCAGACUUCAUAUAAUUGAAGGAAGGAUGAAUGGAGAAAUGUACCGAGACAUUCUUGAUAAGAAUCUGCUGCCAUCUACCAGGAUGCUGAAGAUGAAACGAGGGUGGACAUUUCAGCAAGACAAUGAUCCCAAACACACAGCCAAGGAAACUCUCAAUUGGUUUUAGAGAAAGAAAAUAAAGCUGCUUUAUUUGAAUCCAACUGAAAAUCUAUGGAAAGAACUGAAGAUCAGAGUUCACAGAAGAGGCCCCCGGAACCUUCAAGAUUUGAAGACCGUUUGUGUGGAAGAAUCGGCCAAAAUCACACCUGAGCAAUGCAUGCGACUAGCUUCUCCAUGCAGGAUGCGUCUUGAAGCUGUCAUUACCAACAAAGGCUUUUCUACUAAGUAUUAAAUAAAUUUCAGUAAGCGUGUUCAAUACUUUUUCCCUGUGUCAUUCCACUUUAUUACACACAACUUUAAUUUAUGGACUUAUUUCUUUUGAUUUCUUUGUAUGUGUGGAUUACUUGGGUUGUUACCGACAUCUGGUGAAAAUUUCAGGUCAAUAGCCCCAUUAGAAACAUAUUUACUGAGAAAAAUGUUGAUGCGUUCACUGCUUAUUUUCCCAGCUGUAUAUUGAUUCAGGCACAGGAGCACAUUUGGAUUUUAGUUGCAGAAAAUGAAGGCUAAGUCUUGUUUUUGUCAUAAACAUUUCCUUUAAUGUAUUCAGGAUUUUGUGUAAUCCAUGCCUUUCACAGUCAAUGGUAAACCAUGGCGUGGUUGAUCAGUUCCAGGCUGCCACUGGGCUUCCCGCUGGUGUAGCUGGUUAUUAACGCCGGCAACACUUUGGCUUGGAUUGUUUCUGUUCCCUUUUGAUCAUCAGUGGGGUUCUUCAGAAGGACCAGAGGGUCAGAACAUGAGCAGGCCCAUGUAGCUCAGCUGCAGAUGGAGCCAGAAAAGUCCAGCCUUUCUGAGAGCAAUGAGGGUAGGAGUUUGAGGCCCCCCCCAUCAAUGUGUGUACAGAACAUUAACAUGCUAGCGUUUCACGCGCUGUGAGAAAGUUUAGCUGCAGUUCUUGUUUCCAAAACUGGGCAAACAUGUGUAAAGUCAGGGUUUGUUUUUGAAGCUGAACAUUUUUUGUUUUUUUGUGAUAUAACUUAGGAUGAGACAUCUUUGUCUGUGUAGAAAAACUUUUAGCUUAAAAUCCGAACGUGAAUAUUGUAUGACGUGCAGGA
Molecule: messenger RNA, 3870 nt
Organism: Megalops cyprinoides (Indo-Pacific tarpon)
Lineage: Eukaryota; Metazoa; Chordata; Actinopteri; Elopiformes; Megalopidae
Gene: bdh1
Product: 3-hydroxybutyrate dehydrogenase, type 1
Exons: 5
Coding region: 450-1535 (361 amino acids)
Molecular function (GO): oxidoreductase activity
Source: RefSeq, a predicted model, not a curated record